GGAAGACGAGCGCAGCGGCCAUUACACAGCGCGUUUAUGAGGAAGGUCGGAAGAAGCGCGAGGCGUCAACGGACAAAAUCAGCGGAUCCGACAAAAAACAUAUUUGAACAGAGAGCACUUACCACACAUGACUAGUUAAAAAAAACACCGUGUGUCGAAAUCUGGUGUUUAAUGAAAUAAUAUCCGUGUUUAACAGCAGUGAGCGGCGGCCCAGCCCAGCGCGUGAGUGUGGUAGAAUUCAUUUCAAGAGGAUACUAAUAAUCACCGAUUAAUAAUCGAAGAAUCUGAGAAAAUAGUGGAAGAAUCGCGCCGGUGAUGGAUGAUAAAGCGUUCACGAAGGAUUUAGACCAAUGGGUCGAGCAGCUGAACGAGUGCAAACAACUCACCGAGAACCAAGUGAGAACGCUCUGCGAGAAGGCUAAAGAGAUCCUCACUAAAGAGUCAAAUGUUCAGGAGGUGCGCUGUCCCGUCACAGUGUGUGGAGAUGUGCACGGCCAGUUUCAUGACCUCAUGGAGCUGUUCAGAAUCGGUGGGAAGUCACCAGACACCAACUAUCUGUUCAUGGGCGACUAUGUAGACAGAGGCUAUUACUCGGUGGAGACAGUCUCACUGCUUGUUGCACUAAAGGUUCGUUAUCCAGAACGCAUCACGAUAUUGCGAGGAAACCACGAGAGCAGACAGAUUACACAGGUGUACGGUUUCUAUGACGAGUGCUUGAGGAAAUACGGCAAUGCAAAUGUCUGGAAAUACUUCACAGAUCUCUUUGACUAUCUUCCCCUCACGGCACUAGUGGAUGGGCAGAUCUUCUGUCUGCAUGGUGGUCUCUCUCCAUCUAUAGACACGCUGGAUCAUAUUCGUGCUCUGGAUCGUCUGCAGGAGGUCCCACACGAGGGGCCGAUGUGUGAUCUACUGUGGUCAGAUCCUGAUGAUCGUGGUGGUUGGGGAAUAUCUCCUCGAGGUGCAGGAUACACCUUUGGACAAGACAUCUCUGAAACCUUCAAUCAUGCUAACGGCCUCACGCUGGUGUCACGCGCUCAUCAGCUCGUCAUGGAGGGAUACAACUGGUGUCAUGAUAGGAAUGUCGUCACUAUCUUCAGUGCGCCAAACUACUGCUAUCGCUGCGGCAACCAGGCCGCCAUUAUGGAACUGGACGACACUCUUAAAUAUUCGUUCCUUCAGUUUGAUCCAGCCCCUCGACGCGGAGAGCCCCACGUCACCCGCCGCACACCUGACUACUUCCUGUAAACGAGCACUGGCCUGACCUGAAACACCUCUACAGCAAAUGACAGAUUACCACAAAUCCAAACAUGCAUACGUCUAUUCAUCCAAUGUUGUACAUAAUGGGGGAUGUGAGAUUGAAACACUAACACGGACCAAAUGUGCCAUACAAGCAUUUAUUGCCCAAAUCCAGUCGCUCUGUCUCAGUAAUGCUACAAAGUGUCUUGUUUUAGCCUAUAGUGCAAUUGCCUGCUGUAUAAAAUGAAUAGAAAUGUUCCCUUCAUUCUUGAAUUGUAAGUUACUCUGAGUAUAAAAACAAACAUAAGUGAAGACUAGUCUUCUCUCUCACAGUAUCACUGGAAAAUUGUCCUUUAAGUUGGCAAUGCCUGGCAUGUGACAUUUUAUACAAGUGCACAAGCUUAUAUUCUAUCCUGUCUCUUCACUGAAAAACAAACGAAAAAAUCCUAUUUGGAAAGAAUAUUGAAAGUGAAGAAGCUUCCGUCGUGGGAGUGAACGCCUGAGUGUGUAUUUGGACUGUAUCUAACUGUCCCUCUGUCUAAACUGAACAUUUUCUUUUCUUUUGUGUUUAUUGUCUUCUGUGUAUUUGUCAAUAAGUGAUAGCUUCCUCUUUGAUGUAUUUGAACUAAUAAAGUACUUUUAAUCACAAGCUACUCUAAAACAA
Myxocyprinus asiaticus (Chinese sucker) is the source of this 1900-nucleotide messenger RNA. Its product is annotated as serine/threonine-protein phosphatase 2A catalytic subunit beta isoform. Lineage: Eukaryota; Metazoa; Chordata; Actinopteri; Cypriniformes; Catostomidae. Gene Ontology annotation, biological process: mitotic cell cycle; peptidyl-serine dephosphorylation. The coding region runs from base 316 to 1245 and encodes 309 amino acids. Gene Ontology annotation, molecular function: protein serine/threonine phosphatase activity. The transcript is spliced from 7 exons. The record is from RefSeq and is a predicted model, not a curated record. Gene Ontology annotation, cellular component: cytosol.